This is a messenger RNA of Durio zibethinus, 1890 nucleotides long. Its product is annotated as U1 small nuclear ribonucleoprotein 70 kDa-like. Gene Ontology annotation, biological process: mRNA splicing, via spliceosome. Gene Ontology annotation, molecular function: U1 snRNA binding; mRNA binding. The record is from RefSeq and is a predicted model, not a curated record. Lineage: Eukaryota; Viridiplantae; Streptophyta; Magnoliopsida; Malvales; Malvaceae. Gene Ontology annotation, cellular component: U1 snRNP; precatalytic spliceosome; U2-type prespliceosome.
CUAGAAACCCUUUUUCCAGCUUCUUCUCCUGCUGGUCUUUAGGGCUACGUUUUCCACUCGACCCGACCUGGUUAGAGGAAAGCAACUGUCUAAUCGAUGCUUCUUAUCUUCUUAACCUAAUUACCACAUCACUCGAUUUUUCUUUUCUCUCAAAAGAAUCCAAAGCUAAGCCCCUUGAUCUCUCGUCAACAUGGGAGAUUACAACGAUGCCUUCAUGCGCAACCAAAACGCCGCCGCCGUUCAGGCCCGCGUUAAACCUCCUCAGAACCGUGCCAAUAUUCAACAGCUCAAGCUGAUUGGGCAAAGCCAUCCUACUGGUUUAACAACCAAUCUUUUGAAGCUCUUUGAACCUCGACCUCCGUUGGAGUUUAAACCGCCUCCGGAGAAGAGAAAAUGCCCUCCAUAUACAGGAAUGGCACAGUUUGUGACUCACUUUGCUGAGCCAGGAGACGCUGAGUAUGCCCCGCCUGUUCAGGAAGCUGAAACACCUGCACAAAGAAGAGCAAGAAUUCAGAAGUUACGGCUAGAGAAGGGUGCAGAGAAGGCUGCUGAGGAGUUGAAAAACUAUGAUCCAAAUAACGAUCCAAACAUUUCAGGUGAUCCAUACAAGACACUAUUUGUUGCUAGACUUAAUUACGAGACAUCUGAGAGUAGAAUUAAAAGAGAGUUUGAGUCUUAUGGACCAAUUAAGCGGGUUCGUUUGGUUACUGAUAAAUCCACAAAUAAACCCAGAGGCUAUGCUUUCAUCGAGUACAUGCAUACUCGGGAUAUGAAAGGUGCUUAUAAACAAGCUGAUGGGAGGAAGAUUGAUGGCAGAAGGGUUCUUGUGGAUGUUGAGCGUGGUAGGACAGUCCCAAAUUGGCGCCCUCGUAGGCUAGGUGGUGGACUUGGAACAACCAGGGUUGGAGGUGAAGAUGUUAUUCAAAGGGAGCAAGUUCAAUCAGGAGUAUCUCGUUCUGAGGAGCCAAGGAUUCGAGAAGAUCGACAUGUUGACCGGGAAAGGGAAAAGUCCCGUGAAAGAGGAAGAGAACGGGAGAGGGAGCGAGAAAAGUCUCGCGAGCACUCCCAUGACAGACCAAGGGAUCGUGAUAGAGAGGAUAGACACCAUAGAGAUCGUGAAAGAACUAGAGACAGAGACAGAGAUAGGGAAAGAGAGAGAGACCGUGGUCGUGAUCGUGAUCGAGCACGUGAUCGUGAUAGAGGUCGGGAUCGUGAGCGUGAUAGAGAAAGAGAUCGUGAAAGGGACAGGGAUUAUGAUGUUGGUGACUAUGACCGCGACCGUGGGCGUUCUAGGGAUAGGGAAUCUGAUUAUGACCGUGUUGAGUCCAAACAUGAGCGGGACCGGCCUAGUGAGAGGGAUUAUGAUCGUGGUGAGCCAGAUGACGAUCAUGAGUGGUAUGAACAGCAUGAUCAUGGGCAUAGGCGUGCGGACCUAGAUGACCAACACUACAAACAGUAUGAGCAUCAUCGAGGUCGAGGAGAAUAUGAUUUAGAUGCCCAUGGUGACCGUGAUCGUUAUGAUAAAUAUGCUGACCAUGACCAGGAUCGAUAUGAUGGGAUGGAGGAAGAUGAUUAUAGGUGAAUUACGAUUAUCUGAAAAAUCAAUUUCUGGCGAGGUCACUUUUGUUGAAUAUAGGCUGCCUUUUCUCCCAAUGCGGCUGGUUUAGUUUAGACCUCAGGGAACUCAAUAUGCUUUCUCUAUGAUGUGGUUUAAUUCCUAGUUCAGGAGUGUGUUGCUUUGAAGUUGGAACCCUGCUUUAUUUUAUUUACAAUAUUUUUAAUUUUUAUUUAGACUUGUUAUGCUGUAUUAAGCUUUAUUACGCUACUGACCUGUUGUGUUUGCUCUCCUUUUGCUUAAGAUGGAUGAAAUGGGUAAUGAACGUUAUUGUA